UGUCAUAACGCGCUUUUCCAGGUAUCAUACCCAUCCGCAGCCUCAGCUCGCGGUCUGACACCAAGCACAAUACAAUCGUGCCAUGUAUUCAAGCACUAUACAUUUCCAGUUCAUACAGCAUGAUGUUGUUAUCGUCUCGGGUGAUGUUUUGUGCGUUAAUGGCUCAGUGGGGAGGAUGCUAUAUUCAACUCCACAUCCAUCCGAAAACAAUUCAUCUUGAUUCAUCACGCCAUCACGUGACCAUACGGUGUAGCCUCGAUCUGACACGCUCGAGAACGCAGAAGGUCUACUCUAUCAUGCUUAAGAAAGGAGGAUCUACCGUAGCUGUCUUAUUCCAAGAUAAAAUACUCCAUAAUAUGACGAAUCGACACUAUGACGUCACCGGGUCCGUGACAACAACCUCUUCGUCAGUUGCUUUCUUCCAAAUAGUGCUGGAUAAUGUCACGUGUCUUGACAGGGGAGAUUACUCUUGCAUCAUGGCAGUAAAACGUUUGGGUAAAGCUACGAGUAUGGAGCCGGUUACAUCUCGUCUGGAAAUCCAAGGUAAACCCAGUGAUAUUUCCGUCAGCCUUACACCGGACACAUCGGCCUACACCGAAGGGGAAGUGGUGAGCAUCACCUGCUACAGGCUCUGGAAUUCACAGACAGCGUAUUGGUCGUGGACUCUGCCAGACGGACACAAGUACACAGUAUUAAACAAUUGCACAUACAAUGUAUUUGAAUGUAUAUACCUGUGUAUAAGUUGGACACAAUACACUGUCACCAUGCACGACCCUGGAUCCCAGGUCAGAUGUGAGUCUGGGGGACUCGUGAAGACCAUACGAUUAAACCUGUCAACCACUUCUGAAGAGAAUGGCCCGUCAGCGACUACAGCAAGUACUGCCCCGCCGACACACACGACUACCUCCUCAAGGGACACCAGUCCGCCAGAAAGAGACGGAAGAAGGGUGCUGACAACAUAUGUUCUUGUGUCAGCGUUUGCUGUUGUUCUGAUAGUAACACUGAUCUGUCUCUUGUUCUCAGAUCCCAAAUGUAAAUGCCAUCCCCGUACGUUAAAGAACUCUAACGUACCAAGAGAUACAUUUCGCAGCGAGAGACACCGGAGACGACGACGAGUAAUGAUCGUUCAAUCCGGUAACUUAACUUGUCCCCCUCCAGGUCUGGACAGAGCCAGUGAUGAAACAGGAUACCGUGAGGGCUACCUUCAGCCUCAAGAUACUGCAGACAACAGUGUGUCAGAGAGCAAUGAACAUGUAUACGAAGAGAUUGAAUAGACCAAUCAGUGUAAAUAUUUUGUAUAUUUUCAAGUAUAUACAUGUAAAUAGUACGACUAGUUGUUCAUUAAAGACGUAUGUCAUCAAG
Messenger RNA from Haliotis rubra (blacklip abalone), 1362 nucleotides. RefSeq lists its product as uncharacterized. NCBI's taxonomy places the organism in Eukaryota, Metazoa, Mollusca, Gastropoda, Lepetellida, Haliotidae. The record is from RefSeq and is a predicted model, not a curated record. Bases 120 to 1274 code for a protein of 384 amino acids. The transcript is spliced from 6 exons.